CUGACCCAUCAACUCGUUUUGACCGAGGGCUUAUUCCUCCUUCCACGACGUACUCCUUGCAGUCGAUAGAUCUCUCUCGAUUGACCCCCUAAUUUUUGACUAAAAUUAAGAUCAGAUGGCGAAAUUGUUCUGGUUGGAGGCCGUUCUUCCUCUUGGUAUCAUCGCCGGAAUGCUUUGCGUGAUGGGCAACGCGCAGUAUUACAUCCACGAAGCCGCUCAUGGAAGACCAAAGCACAUUGGGAACGAUAUGUGGGAUGUGGCUAUGGAGAGGAGGGACAGGAAGAUCGUGGAGCACUACUCCGCUGCCGGGAAUUAGGUCGGCUCCUGCCAAUAGGUUAUAGCAUACUGAUUGAACAGUCAUCUUUGUUGAAAAUAAUAUUCCUUAAAGCUCAGAGACGAUAUUCUUUCAGGUUUUUUGAACCAUUUCUCUUUUCAUGUCCUUGUCCCUGAUGCAUUUCAGGAGCCUCUCAAAUAUGAUAUGCAAGAUCUGUACACCUUUGUUUGGAUGUUCGAGACGUUGUUAAUCGAGGACUGGCCUUUCUUUUCAAGAUAAAGAGAAAGAACUAGUUUAUGGCUACA
Molecule: messenger RNA, 579 nt
Organism: Phoenix dactylifera (date palm)
Lineage: Eukaryota; Viridiplantae; Streptophyta; Magnoliopsida; Arecales; Arecaceae
Product: NADH dehydrogenase [ubiquinone] 1 alpha subcomplex subunit 1
Cellular component (GO): respiratory chain complex I
Source: RefSeq, a predicted model, not a curated record